Podarcis lilfordi (Lilford's wall lizard) is the source of this 31015-nucleotide messenger RNA. The record is from the annotation of a GenBank genome assembly. Lineage: Eukaryota; Metazoa; Chordata; Lepidosauria; Squamata; Lacertidae.
AUGCCCUUCCCCGCCGCGGGAGGAGCUGCAAAAGCCGGAGCUGGAGGCGACGGCGCAGGCUGGAGAAGAGACGCGGAAACGCAGGUAGGCGCGCCGGGGACGCUGGGGAUCCCGGUGAUGGAGGGACUCGGAGUGGGGUGAAGCGCAAGGGCCGGGAGAGGGGGCGCAGGUACCCCUCGUGAACCCCCCCGGUCUCCGUCGAAAGGAAGCGAUGGCGUGCGGGGAGGGGGAGAAGGGCGAAGGGAGCCCGUUGGCCGCCCCUUCCUCCUCUCCUUCUCGUGCGUAAAGGCUGAGCCCACACGCGCCACCGGGAAUCCAGAAGGGCAUUUGCCGCCUGACCCUGCCCCCCUCUCUUUACUCACGAGUCAGCCACAUUGGAUCCAGGGGGAUUAGUUGGCCAAAUCAGUGUGUAAACGAGGAUCAGGGGUCUGGCGAGCUCACGAGGUUUCCGCCAGAGUUCUCAAGGUUUUCUGAUCCCCGCACCAUCGUUUUUCGUGCACGGCCCAUAGCGAGCGCAUGUGGUCCUUUGGAACAGGAAGCUCAAUGGAGGAUGCGGAUUUACACGGAGUGAGGCAUGGAAGGCAGAAACGGCUAGGGAGAAACCGGGGCAAAGGGCUUCCUUUUUUCCACCCGCCUUGGAGAAUUAUUUACGUAGUUUAAGCUUUAUAGAAUAAGAGCUUAGUGGGGGCUUUUUUUGUUAUUUUUUAAGGUUGAUUCCUCCCAAGAGGUUACGGUUCGGAAAUGAAUGAUUGUGUACCCAGAGUGGGGAAGAUGUCACAGAGGGGAGGGAGAAAACUUGGGCAACGAUGAAAAGAGGGAAAACAGCAGCCAGUUGGUGGCACCUUAAAAAGUAACAUAUUUAUGGUGGGAGAGGCUUGCCGGACCGGACACCAGAGGCCACUUUUUAUCAGGUGUGAACUGCUCCUAUCAUUUCUCAGACUGAAGAUAAGCAGUGGCAUCAAAUGACAAAGCAAUGCAGAAAAUACAGUCUGUGCUGAUUUGAUCCAAGCUUUAAUUCAGUUGCCAGUAGUCUGUGGUUUUUUGCAUUUCGUUGCCAGUUUAGCCCACUGCUUUACCACACUUUCUCUCUGAAUGCCAAACUGAGGAUAACACUUCAUGUGUCUAUUCCAAGACAGCUUAUGCACUGUUAAUCUAUUACUCUUUAAGGGUCAUGAGUGGGGGCAGGGGAUACCUAAGCUGCUCCCUUUCUUUCUCAGGAGGACCCUGGGGUGGGUUAGAGGUCCUGGAUUCCAAACCAUUAGAUAUCUCUGACCCUGGGAGGGUCCCAGAAGGAUAGGAGAUGAGAGACACUGGAGAAGGCAAGAGUAAUAAGGAAUGCUUUGCUGUUGGGUCACAAAUGCAGUUCAAAGCUGAUGGGCUGGAGACACAUUGAUAAAAGAGAUGUCUGGAGAAGUUAUAAUAUAGAUCUUGGCUGAAGUACAGUAGUACCUUGGUUCUCAAACUUAAUCCAUUCCGGAAGUCUGUUCCAAAACCAAAGUGUUCCAGAACCAAGGUGUGUUUUCCCAUAGAAAGUAAUGCAAAAUGGAUUAAUCUGUUCCAGACUUCGAAAAACAACCCCUAAAACAGCAAUUUAACAUGAAUUUUACUAUCUAGCAAGACCUUUGAUCCAUAAAAUGAAAGCAGUUAACAAUGUACUGCAGUCACACAAUCAAUCAGUAGCUGUACUGGGUUCCACACAGUCACAAAAACAAAAUAAAAAAGCCGCAAAAACAGCAAAAUAAAUAGCAAAAACAGACAGACCUCAGCAUAACGCUCAAAAUGGAAGUGUGGCACUCAAAACGGAAGCGUAACACUCAAAAUGGAGCACAGUCAGCUUCCGAAAAACGUUUGCAAACCAGAACACUUACUUCCGGGUUUGCAGUGUUUGGGUUCCAAGGUGUUUGAGAACCAAGGUACCACUGUAAAGAGUUUACAUACAGUGGAUAACUAGAGAAGCUCAUGAGUGGGAACUGAACCUCUGAAAGGGGUUCUUCAAAAAUCUGACGCGAAAUGCUCAUUCCCUUUCCGCAGAGGAAUUUAUAGGGUAGGUGAUUCUACAAAUUGCAGAGUAACUUGCUCUUGCCCAUUUUCUUAAGGACUGCUGUCCUAAGAUCUAGAUUAAUUUUGCUUUCCUGGAGUUCAUUUUUUUUAAAAAAAUAAUAUUUAUUAAUAGUUUCAGAAUUAUAGAAAAAAACAAGAAGAAAAAAUAAAAAGCAACACUGCAAUACAAUUAAAAAAAAAACCAAUACAACAAUACAGCAAAAAGAUAGAAAAAAAGAAAAAAGAAACACAGAUCCCAAAUUACAUAUCUUUAACUUCCAUUUGCUUGUUUCAUUGACCUCCUCACACCUCCAUUUUUGUUUUCUAAUUUAGUUAGUUAUUUCAGCAAAUUCUUUCCAUCUUUCUCAAUUUUUGUUAAAAAUUUUAUCUUAACAAUUUAACCUAAUAAUUAGCUCAACACAUCCUUUCCAUCUUUCCCCAUAUUUUGUUAUUCAAAUUACCUUAAUUUAUUUAACCUUAUCUUACCAUAAAAUACCUUAAAGCUUAAAUCUUAAUUCUCAAAUAUACAUAACUCCUGAUAACAUUUCUGCUAGAGUCAUAUAGUUUCAUUCCAACAUUUCCCCUAAUAUUCAUUGAUUUUAAGCUAAUUCCCUAAAUAAAAAUUUUCUUUAUAAAUUUUCUUCCCAUCUUCAUCCAGCGUCUCUUCUUCCUGGUCUCGGGUCGUGUCAGACCAUACUGUCCAUUCCAUCUAGUCCAUCAACCUGGAAGUCUUAUGUCCGAGGCCCUUAAGUCUCUUCCAUGUCCCUUCUGCAAAUUUUCUUCUUAUUGUUUAUACUUGCCCUUUUCCUUGUCCUCUGUUGGUCUCUUUCUUAAUUUCUUUCCUUUCUCAUUGAGGAGUGGGUCUCUGGGGGGUUCCAACCCAAAAUUGUCUCCAUCUCCCUUCAUCAAACCCGCCCAUUCCCCACAGUCCCACUCCCCACAGUCAUCAAUGUAAUCCAAAAAGUAUUUAAAAGCAUAUUUCAAGGUCUCUCCACAGUUAGGAACCUUCUCAGCUCCAGACUCCCCCUGGCCCACUCCAACUUCAAUCUUCAAUGACAGCGGCUUAUGCUCCUGUAGGGCCUCGGGUCUCUCCAUUUGUAUUAUUUGAGGUGCAUCCGCAUCCUCCUCCAUUAUCUUCUGCACUUGCCCAGUCAGUACAGGAUCAUGAGUUGGUCCCUGAAUUGUUUCUGUCUCAAAGUUCCCUGUUUGUCCACAGUUAUUAACCACAACAGUCAUCAAGUCCAUUUUCUCGUUCAUCAAAUCCAUCUUCUCAUGCAUCUGUUCCAGCAAGGCACUUGUCUUGCAUAAAGCAAGCACCCAAUCUUCCUUCCAGCUCAUCUUUAAUCAAGGUCAGAAAAAGCUGUUCCCACGAUUUUAAUCUCACAGCUGUUGAGUCCUCAAGUAUUCUGCAGCAACAAAUUAACAAGCUCCCUCUAGAGGAGACAAUUUCUAUUUGUAUCCAUUUUUUUUUUAAGGCAAGUCCAACAAAGGAAAAUUAUUUUCAUUUUUCAGAUAUUUUUCAGAUAUUUUGUUUCUUUAGAAUGCAAAAGGCAACAUUGGAAUCAGUUUAUUUCUCUUCUUUAACUAUCUGUCAAAGUAUUCCAUUCACAGUCAAUGAACCUCUCCGACUAUUUCUGUCUCUGACACCCCGUUCCCAGGUUAGAGACGGUGGAAACUUAUCCUUCUUCACUCCCUCUCCUGCAGGGGUUAAACAAAGUCCCCCCCCCCUUUUCUCCUGCUUCCAAGGGGGUUUCAGUAAUUCUAAAUGAAGGAAAUUUAGACUUUUUUAACGGCUUUCCAGGCUUUAGCUUACAAAGUUUUGCUUUAGUCUAUAUACAAAAAGCGGAAGGCGGACUUCCUGUUUUGAACCUUCCCGCUUCGAUGCCAAAUUAAGAUAUUUCUUGAUCCAAUUUUCCGUUUCUACUCACGGGUACUUGUUUUAAAUCCAAUUGUCCACAGGAAAAAGUCGGCGCCCCAAAAUGGGGUUCCCGGUGAGUAGGGGGGGUGCUCCUGGUGCCCUGCCGAACCCCACGUUCCCAGGCUUCCUCCGCCUGGGAUUUCUAGCGGGUCCCCGCCUUCGCCGCGGCGGGAAGACCAAAUUUCCACGGAGCCCGUUCCUCCGGUCGGAGGAACUCCGCCAUUCACCGAUGGCGCUGACCCGGAAGUCUUGCUUUCCUGGAGUUCAAACCCUCUUUGUGAUUGUAAAUCCCCGGAGGUGGUAGAUUUUGAUACCCAUGUCCCUCCUGCUCCUUUAAAAGUUCCUCUCUGUUUCUGAGGUGAUGGCCAGCAGUUUUUAUACCUGUUUUAGUCAUUUGGAAAUUCAUCUAGCUUCUUGUUCCUAAAUUAUACACUGUCACAUCUUUUUGUGGUUUGAUCACAUGGCACCCUAUGACUACCAGUGCAUUCUGUUGCGCUUACCCCUCCCUUGUUUCACUGAUAUGCAGGUUUCCCGGAGUUCUUUCAACUUCUCUGGUUCUGAUUGACUGAAAAAUCCAAAUGGUCUAAUCUAGCACCUGCAUCAAUUUGGAGCUAUCUCAAAUCUUUGAAAUGCCUUAAAAAUAGACUUUUGUUGCUCUUAAAAAUUAAAUUAUAGUCAAAUUUCCUUGUUUUAAAACAAAGCUGCUUUAAAUGAAAUUUGAAUUCAAGGCAGGGGAGUUCAAAGUUUUCUUCCUUCUAUGUAGGAAGAUCUGAAUUACAAAUGAGAAACUUUAAUUAAAUCAACUAAUGCUGAGCUGGUGUGGUGUUGUAGUGACCAUGGAACUGAACUAUAUGGGUCAGGAAAUCCCUGGUAUAGAUCUUGGGCCUGUCAUGAGCUUACUUUGGAACCUUAGACAAUCAUCGGUCUCUUGCCCUUCACUUCUCAUAUGCAAGACAUGGGAUAAUAAUACUGACUUACCUUAAAAGGUUGUAGAAUAGGAGCAAGAAAAUGUAUGUGAAGUAUUUUGAAUAUUCUAAAAUGUUAUUUUGAUGGCUACAUAAUUGUUAUAAUUAUAAUAAUUAGUCUUGAAUUGAAUCCAUCCUGAACUAGACAGCACAGUGAAUUUCCAGAAGUGAUGCAAAAUUCCACACAACACCAGGAGAUCUGUGGUUGGGUCCUCCUGUUUUAUUUAUGUAUGCAUCCAUCCAUUUAUAUCCUGCAUUUUAAAAUGGGGCUAUGGUUUCAGCUUCUGGUCGAAGCACCACCACCAGAGGAUGGAGGGUUCUCACAUGCUGUUUUCCAAAUAUAAAUCAUCAGUCUCUUGCCCUUCACUUCUCUCAUACAAGACAUGGGAUAAUAAUACUGACCCACCUUAAAAGGUUGUAGAAUAGGAGCAAGAAAAUGUAUGUGAAGUAUUUUGAAUAUUCUAAAAUGUUAUUCCCACCCUAGUUGCUGGUAGCCUAGUGUGAAGUAAGAGUGCAGGUAGAAAUGGCUAGUGGCACCUUUGUAUCUCCAGCAUCUUGUUGUUUGAAUGGAAAGCUCUGAGGCAUGCAAAAACUCCUUUAAGCUCAGUUAUUGCCCUUGGAUUUUCUGUGUAAAGUGAAUGUCUGUAGUUGGCAGUUAAUAGAGGUAUUGUAGUGAGUCACAUGGACCAUUGUUUUAUCUUCUUAAUGUAUGGCUACAUUAGUAGUAACUGGGGCCACCUGGUUCUAUAGCCUGACAUGCAAGAGAAGUUGUUUUGAUGAAACUGGGCUGAGGAACGUUCCACAUUGGCAGCUUUUAUUUUUCUUAAAAUAUUGUUUAAGGGAGUCUUAAAAAAAUAAAAUGCAGAUAAACCUGACUCUGAGAAGACGAAUUAAAAUCAACAGACUUAAAAGUCAGUCGUAACCCUUGAUUUCAGUGGGUCUAUGGCCAGUGUGACUUGGUUAGAUAUAGCCUCUUGUUUUGACCUCAAGUUUCUAAAAUGAUUAAUUGAUGCUUGGUAAACUAUUUUGAAUAAUAAUACUUGCAGAUAAGUGUGGAGAGUCUGCUGAAUGGAGUUUGACAUCUAUCAUAAGCAUAAAGCACGACUCUUAAAUAGGCUUGCAGUAAAUCAUUUGCCUGAUUGCACGUGACAAGUAAAAAUUGCCUAUAGGGGACCUGCUGUACUUUUCCUAUGGUAGGGAAGGUGAGAUAGUGACCAAAUAUGCAUGUCAAUAACUUGUUUUCACCUUUUGUGGUAAGAGCUAACAAAGCUGGAAACCUUUAGUUAAUCACAUUUUCUGGUUUUAUCUGAACUAGGAAACUCUGGUUGCCAGCUUUGGAACAAACCAGCUUAUUAAAUUAGUGUCAAACUUUGACUUAAUAUCCCGGUGUGUUCUGAGGUGGGAACUAUAGUUUUCUUAUUUGGAUGAGAUAGAAAACUAUCGUUAUUUGGAUGUUUUAUGGUUUAAUCGUAGCUUGGGCAAAGGGGUUGUUCAUGUUUUGCUUAUUAAGCAAGGAACAUCAGAACUGGCGGCAAAAAAGUGCUGUGUAUGUGUGAUUUAUCUCUCUAAACUGAUAUAUCACCUUAAACGCAAGGGCUGCAAGUGGUGAAAUCUUACCUUUAUGGAAGAUUUCCUUUGGCGGCAUUAAAGGAACAAAGAUCGGAUCAGAAAACAUUUCCUGCAACUUUUACCUUCGUUAAUAGUCAACCGGAACAAAUCUUUUGAAAGAUACAGGUUUAAGGCAGCCUUUUUUUACCAUACAUCCUGAGAUGUUGUUAGAUUACAAGUCCCAUCCUUCCUAGCUAGGAAAACAAGUGGUCAGAGAUUAUGGGAGUUGUAGUCUAGCAACAUCUGGGGACCCAACCAAGAUUGAGAGAGGCUGGUUCAGAGAGUGAAGGGAACAGUUUGUGGUUUUGAACAAACCCUAUCCUCUACUUUCACAACUGUCAUCAGUCUGAAGUGGUGUAUUUAGAAAUGUUUUCUGGCAGCCAGGACACCUAGGGACUUGUUUUGUAAAAGAAAGAAGCGCUGUGCUUCUUAGAAUGAUUAUAAUUAUACAUCAUAUAAUAAAGAACGAUAAGUGCAUGGUCAUAAAAAGCUGAAGUACUUCAUACAAGUAAAUUUUGUCCUCUGCAGUCCGUUAGCCUGACACCAUGGUGGGUGAAGAAAAUAUCUCCGUAAGGAAUCGCCGAUCAACUUAUGAGACUGCAGAAGAGAAAGAAGACUUGUCAAAGAGGCAUGAAGCAGACUGGUCUUUCCCACAAUCAAGCAAUGGUGAGAUUUCUUCAUCAGUAACUGCAGAGAUCUUACCUGAUUUAGCAGAUGAAAUGAUAAGCAGUGAAAUGAUUUUAAAUCUGCAUGUGAACAAAAGAGCUGAAGUACAGUAAAUAUGAAUCCAAUUGUUUCCAGUGUUCACCAUGUUCAGUGGGUUUACUCUGAAUCAAACUUUGUUGACUACAACCCAGUGCAUGUAUCUUUGGUGGUGUAGUUCAACGUGGUACUCAGCCAGUUCUGAGCGUGUUUGCCUUGUGCUAAUAACUUGACCUUAGCACUGUAUUUGUUCCCUGACUAGUUUUCUUUUAGCUGUGUGCCAAAUUUGUGAAGCCAGCGGAGGGGAUUCUUCUAGAGAACUAGUAUGACCUGACUAGGAAACGUAUCUAUACCUAAAUUAUCCGUGUUGUAGUUUUUGUUUCAACAGCUACCAGAUAUUUGCCUCAAGAUGUGAAUACUGGCAUUCAUUGCUAAGCUUGUUUACUCAAAUUCAAGCUGGGUGUGAAACUGCCUUCUACUGAGUUGGACCAGCAGUUCAUCUGACCCAGUACUGCUUACUCAGACAGGCAGUCCCUAACUCUUCAGACCCCCUUAUUGUGAUCGGAUGGGAUUCCACCAAGUCUUUGUGUACGCAGAAUGAUGGCCACUCGCCCAACCAGCCCUGCCCACGGGCCUUAGGUUGCCAAUCCCUGGUGUAGAUGCAAUUAUGAGAUUUCUUCAUCAGUAACUGCAGAAAUCUUAUGUGAAUAAAUAUAAGAAUUUAUCAGUGGAUUUAUUUUGAAUCUGCAAAUGAGCAAGAGUACAGUAAAUACGAAUUCUUCCUCAGUUCUUAUAUAAUGGAUUGUUUCCAGUGUUCACCAUGUUCAAUGGGUCUACUAUGAGUAAAACUUUGUUUCAUGUAUUUUGGUUCUGCAAUCUUUCUGGACCUGUUGGCACAUCUGUAAAGUGGAUUAAUUGUUGUAUUGCUACAAACACCCUACAACAAAGCACAUCUUGUAAACUAUCUUUGUCUUUCACAACAAAGCACAUCUUGUAAACUGUUUUAUCAUUUGUAAUAGGAAAAAAUGCUGCUUUCAAGCCAAGUUUCGGUGUGUGGGUUGUGGGUGUGUAAUAUUGUGGGUGCCUGGGAUGGGCUCUGCUGACUCAUGCACUUAGGGUUGUCAUAUCGAUGACCACUGGAUUCUAACCAUAGCUGAGAACUCAAAUGAUGAAUUGAGUUAUGAUGAAUUUGCAUAGCUGGCAAAUUGUGUUUUCAAGCUGCUCCUGUUUUCUAUCCUCACAGCACUCAACAUUGUAAGCUCAGUCCUGUUUGAAAGCUCAGACCCUGUCUCCAGGGAACAGGACCUUUGGGAGCCUGAGCCAUGGCCCUAAUUGCGGUUUGCCAAUCUCAAAAAUAUGCCAAACCAUCUUUAUAUUUCCUUAGCCAUGGGUUGGUGUGAUGUCUGAAGUGAGCCAAAAGAGGCUUUUUUCCUGGAUUGAUUGAUCGAUUAUUUAUUUAUUUAUUUGACCACUUAUUCCUAAGUGGGCCUAAGUAAUUAUUAAGCGGCCCUGUUCUUAGUUUAGCACCUUUUUUGUUUCGGAUAAAAGGUCUAAUGAGUUAAAAAAAUCCAAGCCUGAUGUGAAGAAUCUGCCUUGGUUCGCAUCUCGUUUUAUGUCAUUUCUUGGGUUUUGGGUGGAAAGAAGCCUUCAUGGAAACGGAAUGUUCUGUCACCGGAGUUUGAUUGGGGAUUGGGCUGGUGUACCACUAAAGAUAAUAUGCAAGGGUAUGUAUUCCUGGAAGGGCUUUGAAAAUGCCUUUGUCCUUCUCUCAAAUAGUGUUGGGUUUCAGCUGUGACUAAUCUGUCUUGAGGAAAGCAUGUGGGAUCUUUGUCUUGUAGUCCGGGACUUGCAAGACCGUGGUAAUUUCCCAAGGUGGAGGUUACUCCAGAUCAUUCCUUAGUGUUGCAGACACAAAUGAUAUGUCAGAAGAAUGAAUGUGCAGGGGGAAAUUGAAGCUGAGGAGGAAGAGGACAUAGUUGGUUAAUAUUAAACACAGGCUCAUUUGUUUUUUUCUUUGGAAAGUUACUUCUCUUUCUCGUUUCCCUCCUGCCUUUCCCAUCCGUUCAGUGGCUUGUCAUUACUAUUUAAAUACGUCGCAAUUUAUUUUUAUGUUAUUUUUAGCCUGCUUUUCAGGCAGUGGGGGCUCCCAAAGUAGCUUUCAUACACUCCUCAGUUAAAAAUUAGCAUCAGUGAAAUAUUGUUAAAAUGACCACAAACAGCUAAUCAAAUAUCAAGAGAAAGUACAGGUAACUCUUUUUAUAUAACUCAUUAAAGCCAGAGUUUCCUUAAUGCUUGGGCUAUGCUAUAAACACUUUGGCAAAGAAGAGAGAUAUGUGAUGUUCCUUCAGAUAAUGCUGUGUGUUGCAGGUAACUUUUCAACUUGGUACUCAGCCAGCUCUGAGCGUGUCUGCCUUGUGCUAAUAAUCUGACCUUAGCACUGUAUUUUUCCCCUUAACUGAAUAGUUUCUCUUUUAGCUGUGCUUCAGCUCUGUGAAACCACUGUAGAGUAUUCUCACUAGUGUUCUAGUUUUACCUGACCAAGAUACAAAUCCAUAGCUCACUCAUCGGCAUUGUACUUUUUAUUGAAAGAGGUACCAGACAUUUGCCCCUGGGUGUGAAUACUGGCAUUCAUUGCUAAACAUGUUUACUCAAAUUCAAGCUGGGUGUGAAACUGUCUUCUACAGUGGUACCUCAGGUUAGGUACUUAAUUCGUUCCGGAGGUCCGUUCUUAACCUGAAACUGUUCUUAACCUGAAGCACCACUUUAGCUAAUGGGGCCUCCCGCGGCUGCCGCGCCACCGGAGCACGAUUUCUGUUCUCAUCCUGAAGCAAAGUACUUAACCCGAGGUAAUAUUUCUGGGUUAGUGGAGUCUGUAACCUGAAGCGUAUGUAAGCCGAGGUACCACUGUACUGAGUUGGACCAGCAGUUCGUCUGACCCAGUACUGCUUACUCGUGACAGGCGGUUGCUCUUCAGACCACCUUAUUGGGAUCGGGUGGGAUUCCACCAAGUCUUUGUGUGCGCAGAAUUAGGUCCACUUGCCCAGCCGGCCUUUCCCUGUCACGGAACGCAUUAAUCUGCUCUGGAAGGUUGGGGGGGGGGUUCUCCUCAGAACAGGUUUAGGGGCCAUGCAGGGGAAGAGAGAGGGAAAAGUGUCAUUGCACGAGUGAACCUCAUACCCCACAGACAUACCCAACUUAGCACUAUGUUGAAUUCCACCCAUCAUUUGCAACUGUAGAUGCCAGAGCUUGAACCUGGGGUUUUCUGCUUGCAACACAUGCAUCUUCCAAUGACCUGAGCUGUGCCCCACUUUCCAGGUCCCUCUGUCAGGUGUACUCUCUGUCUGGGCUCAGUAGACUGUAUAUGGGUUGGACCCACCACCCCAUUCACAAAAGAGGACACCAAUUUGCGUGUGCUUUAUGUCAUAUUCCAGCUUAUGUCCCACUCUGGAAAUAGGUUAGGGGCUAAACACAAGUAAUAAGAUGUCAAACAAACAAAAUGUAAGCUUCCUCCAGAAAUGUAUUUUCAUACUAGGCAAAGUUUGACUUGUUGAGUUUCUGCAGGGAGAGUAUUGUGCCUGAGAAAGCAUCAGCUACAACAGCUCCAGUCUCUUGUGGGAAGGGAUUUAAGGAUGUGGGGGUGGGUGCAGUUAAGCAGAUUGCAACAACAACAUGGGGUGUGUGAUCAAUUGCUUUCCCACCCUGGGAGUAGUUGUUGCUGGUGUGAACACUUAAAUGGGUAUAUUCACGUCAAAGGCUAACCACUUUUUUAACUCAGGUAAAGAAAAGAGUUGUCAUGUGACCUGGAAUAAUAACCUUGCUAUAAUGAUUUAAACUUCAUAACUAACAAGAAAUACUGAUGGGAUGCCCUGGUUGCUUUUUGUCAGUUUAAUUCUGAGUUUAUCCAAGUAUAUUGUUUCCAAUUUGAACCAUUUUGUCUCAUAUAGCAAGCUAAAUAAUUCACAUAGCAAGUUCUUCAUUUAGCAAACCAGCAGUUUAAGCACAACCACAGCCAUUCCCUGCACCUUCUUUCAUACUUAAGAGCACCUCAAAACAAAGCUAAAGGGAAAUUCAUUAAUAAAAGGGAUCUUUAUUUAUCCUUUAGUAAUAUGAAUGUUCCCUUCACUAGUUUGGGCUGGAAUUUCAUUCAACAUGUGCCCACUAAACUGAUAGAAAGGUCAAGAGUUUCUUCUUAGUGAUGAUGUAAUAAUAAAAUAGACCACGGGUUCUGCAGUUUGUCACACUGGUUUAGUGACUCAUUUCUGACAAAUCUGGAAGAACAUUAGUAAAUUCAACUUUCUGUCCUGUGGUUCCAUCCAAGUUUGGCAAUAGGUUGACUAUGCAGUCUUGCAUUACAGAGUUUGAAUUAUAUAUACACGACAUGUAGCACAUAUUAAUGCUGACCUGGCACACAAGCCCAUUCUAUAUGUACUCUCUGGCUUGCUGGUGUAGAUCAGGCAUCGACAGCCUUUCCUUGCCUCGGGCCGGUGUCUCCAGCGAUGAUCAUGCGGAGGGUGGGGGAGCACGCGCCCGUCACACACGCUAUUUCCAGCGCACUUUUGGGUCAGAGGAGCACCGGAAAUAGCUUGUGCGCACGCGCACGGGCCUCCUCCAACCCAGAUCUGCACCGGAGAUGGCAUUUGUGCACACAUACAGGCACUCCAGGGACGCGGGUGGUGCUGUGGGUUAAACCACAGAGCCUAGGACUUGCUGAUCAGAAAGUCGGCGGUUCGAAUCCCCGCGACGGGGUGAGCUCCCGUUGUUCGGUCCCUGCUCCUGCCAACCUAGCAGUUCAAAAGCACGUCAGAGUGCAAGUAGAUAAAUAGGUACCGCUCUGGCGGGAAGGUAAGCGGCAUUUCCGUGUGCUGCUCUGGUUCGCCAGAAGCGGCUUAGUCAUACUGGCCACAUGACCCGGAAGCUGUACGCCGGCUCCCUCGGCCAAUAGAGCGAGAUGAGCGUCACAACCCCAGAGUCAGUCAUGACUGGACCUAACGGUCAGGGGUCCCUUUACCUUUACAGGCACUCCAAGCCUAUUUCCAGUGCACAUCCGGUUCGGAGGAGGCCCAUGCUCAUACGCACAAGCUAUUUUUGGUGCUCCUCUGACCCAGAUGUGGGUCCCCGCGCCAUGCCGGUAAGAGCGGGCAGGGCGGCGGGGGUCACCAUGGGCCAGAUAAACCCAUAAAGCCUUAUCCAGCCCGCGGGGCCUUAGGUUGCCGAUCCCUGGCGUAGAUGCAAUGAUGAGAUUUCUUCAUCAGUAACUGCAGAAAUCUUAUCUUAUUAACUAUAAGAUUUUAUUUUUGAAUCUGCAAAUGAACAAAAGUCCUAAAGUAUAAUAAAUACGAAUUCUUCCUCAGUUCUUAAAUAAUGGAUUGUUUCCAGUGUUCACCAUGUCCAAUGGGACUACUAUGAGUAAAACUUUGUUACAACCCAAUACAUGUAUUUUGGCUUUCCGAUCUGUUGGCACAUCUGUAAAGUGGAUUAAUUGUUCACACCCUACGACAAAGCACAUCUUGUAAACUAUAUUUGUCUUUCACGACAAAGCACAUCUUGUAAACUAUUUUAUUGUUUGUGAUAGCAAAAAAUGCUGCUUUCAAGCCAAGUUUCAGUGUGUGGGUUGUGGGUGUGAUAUUGUGGGUGCCUGGGAUGGCCUCAGCGUACUCGUGCACUUAGGGUUGUCAUAUCGAUAACCACUGGAUUCUAACCAUAGCUUAGAACUCAAAUGAUGAAUUGGGUUAUUAUGAAUUUGCAUAGCUGGCAAAUUGUGUUUUCAAGCUGCUCCUGUUUUCUAUCCUCACAGCACUCAACAUUGUAAGCUCAGUCCUGUUUGAAAGCUCAGACCCUGUCUCCAGGGAACAGGAUCUUUGGGAGGCUGAGCGAUGGCCCUGAUUGUGGUCUGUCAAUUUGAAAAUAAAACCAUGUAUUUACAUAACUCUCCUCCUUCGUUCUGGGUGCAUGUAAUGUUCUCUUUAUUUUUCGGUCUUGAAUUUAAAGAUUUUCCUACCCCAGGCCAUUUUAUGAGAAAAGCGUAGGCACACCCUUCUGAAUGCUUGUUUGAUGAGAGGAAUGUCAAGAAGAACCAUCUAACUGCAAUUCUGCAGAAACAAUUUUGUUUCUGUUUUCAGAAAAACUUAUUUCUAUGCAUUGUACACUCGUGUUGUCACAGUUGAAUGUCUUGUGUGCACCGUCUCUGCCAUCUUGCUCUUACUUGGCUAGUGAACUGGUGCCUGGGCUGUACCACUUGAGGGUGCAGGGGGCAAGCGGUGCAUGGACGGUUGAAUCCUACAGAUGUCCGGCAGGUGGCCAAGCUAGAAUCCUUCUCCCUAGCGCCUCCUGGGUUUUUUUAGUAUUUGGGUAGAUAUGUUUAAAUGAUCUGCUGCAAUUAACUACAGUUUUAAUGCACUCCAGGAAGGGAAUCCUUGGAAAUUGGAAAAGGUUGUACAUAUUUCCUUUUGGUCAGUAGCGGACAACUAAUACAGGUACAUCUGGGCAGGGGAAUAAGUGAAAGUUUUGGGGGCUAGUAACUUUUGUGGACUUAUUUGCAGCACUGAUUUUAAAACACCGUAUAUACUAGAGUAUAAGCCAACCCGAAUAAAAGCCGAGGCACCUAAUUUUAGCACAAAAAACUGAGAAAACUUAUUGACUUGAGUAUAAGCCUGUUCACCACACCACAAACCUGGUGGCGGCAGCGGUGGCGGAGGCAGGACCAACAGCGAGAAAGGGCUCCUUUCGGGCCACUCAUCCCUUCGCCGCCGCCCACCUCACUUGAGUAUAAGCCGAGGUGGCUUUUUCAGCAUAAAAAAUGUGCUGAAAAAAUCGGCUUAUACUUGAGUAUAUACCGUACUUUAAAUUUCCAGUUUGCAUACUUUUCCUGUUUUGCCUUUCAUACUUGUAGAAAACUUAUACCCAGUAUUUAUUGUCUUUAUUAUUUACAUUACAAUAACGAUUUGUUUUUUUCUCUUAGGUCGUGUUGACAUUGACCAUUUGGUCACUCGAAAGAUGCAACUUUUGGUGGAGGCUGAGGUAAACUUAUCUGAAUUGUAGUUAAUAUGAGUUAACAAGGAGGAAUCCCUAGACAGCAAAAGAAACCUCCCAUUUGUGACAGAUCUAUUCAUAGAAUGGGCCUGUUAGAAAUCCUAAAUCUUGUAAAUUGGGAGUCACUGAAACUGGGGCUACUGAAAGAUUUCCUCAAAUGCAAAAAUUAUAAACAAUGCUCACUUUCCUGUGAGCUCUUAUAAACUGGAGAACUAUCUAAUCAUGCUUCCUGAGAAUAUCAAAACUAGGGCUUCUGACAUUUUAUUUUAUUUGAACCAUUACAGUCCUUUGUACUUUUAUUAUCCCCAACCCUUCAAAUGUUCAUGCUUUUCUCUGAUGCCGUAGAUACCUUCAGCUGCUGUUGUAGGGCACAGGAGGCAGCUGGGCUGCUUUCCUCCUCUAGUCUGUUAGCAAGUGGGAUGCUUAAGGAAUUCAUUCUUUGUGAAUUCCAGCAUGAAUAACCUGAUUUGGUUUGAUCCCCGGAGGCACACUCCAUUGUCUCUUGAGACAGAUGGAUGCCAACAAUAACAACCUGAUCUGCACCUCCUGGCCAGAUUGAAACUUAAACCAUUCACCCACUUCCACCUUUCUCAAAUAUUCCAGCUCUUCGCUAAGAAAGCAUAUCAAAAUGCAUUUAGAAAUAUUGAGAAAUGUGUGUUUAAUUGCAUUAAAAGAAAAAGCAGGACAAAAGAGAAUUGUGAGUGCAUGAGAAAGCAGAUAAGUUCUCAGAUAUUUGCUGUUGUAUGUGAAAAAUAAAAGUCUUUUAUUUUAAGAAGACUGGUUAUCCAUCUCACAGACUGGCUAUCCAUCACUAGCCAAAGCAUUGCUGCUCAUAUUUAGUGCAGCUAGAGCCACAAGAGCUGCAUAUCCAUGUUUUUGUAAACUGGGACUGGAAGGCUGUGGGAUUAGGCUGUUCCGGCAUGCUACUGCUUUGGACUAUUGCUGGUACACUUUUGAGUCUUUGAACUUAUCAGGAAUUAAAUAGUGGGAAGAUGGUGGAGAAGCUUCCCUGGUAAUCGGCUUAUCCACCUACCAGCUUUUUCCUGGUAGUGAGCAGAUAGAGAUCAGGAUACAUCUUCCUAGUUUCAGGUGGGGCAGCAGUGAAGCCCAACAGGUCUUGCCAGCAUGUCAGCUGCAGGGAAAAGGAGCCGCAAAGUACACACAGUCCUUUCCUCUUGGGGCUGUGUCUGCAAUAUUUGAAUGGAUAACAGCAGGUGACCUCAAUCCCCAGGCAAAUUCCCAGGGCUACAUGGAAAGCAAGAACUCUGUUGUUGCUCAGGUGCUGUUUGCCCUGUGCAGCAGAAACCCUGUAGCUUGCUUUCCCUUCUCUUGGUUCUUUCUCUUUGUUUAUUUUUCACUCUCUCUUGGCAUCAUUCUUCGUUGACUGUGUGGAGCGGCAAUGGCAGUUCAAUCAGCCCUUUAAUUUGUAAACAAACAAACAAAACACCCUGUGCUUUGUGAACACCCUGCGCUAAGCAAAGCAGCCCGAAAACUUGCUACCACACUACCACACUUGUUUGCUCUUCUUGCUUAAUGUUAGUCAUCACAGCUUCUGUUUUUUAAUAACUCUGGAAGUACAAAUGUAUUCCUCUCUACUGUUGCUGCCCUUGCCCCUUGCCCCUUUUUGUUGGGUUCUGCCGGCCAGGGCGCCACCUCUGAAGCAACUUCAUUAAGCGGUUAGCUGUUCAUUUUUAAAGAAUCUUUGUGUGUAUGGUGGGGAGUUAACCAGAACGGAGCAUUUUGUGGGUGACCAUGGUGCCUUCUUAUAUCCUGUUCUUGGACUUGUCAGCUUUCCUUAAAUUUAAUAGACUAAUAGAAUGUGUUUUGCAUACGGUUGGUAUUUGACUAGUAUAACAAAAACAAAACAAAAAGGCCCUGCAGAACAAGUCAGUUUUCUGGUCAGAUUUCUGUCAGAUAUGUUGAGUGAGUUUAUUUGUAAGCAAGAUGGGAGGCAGCUAGGCUAACUAUGAUUUUCUUAGAAAGGCUCUGCAGUUGGCUACUUUGCUUCCUCAUUCUUGGGGAGCUGCUGAUAGGUGGUUUAAACCAGGAAUGGGGAACCAGAUGUUGCUGGACUAGGAAGUCCUAUCAGCGCUGACCAUUGUCCUCACUGGCCGUGACUUUGACUGGGGUCCAAGAAUAUGUCGUCAGUUGUCAGGAAAUGAGACACGUUCAUGAUUUGUUGUUAGCAUGGUGUUAGGAAGUCAGCCUUGCAUUUGAAGGUAAAGAGUAACAUGCCAUUUUAGCAGGCAAAACUUAACAAUUAUACUUAAGGUGUUCUCUUUCCUAUUCCUUCCUUCCUCCAAAUAUUAUCAGCAAAUGAAGCCAGCUUUCAUGCAGCGAAUCGACAGCCACUUUACAGAAUUCGUAAAUGGCUUGAUUGCAAAGUCCGUGCAGCUUGAGUCUUCGCCCCCUGCCUUCCCAGCCGCAUGCUCAGAGAAAGACGGUGGCUUCAAAAGCAAGUAUGUUGGUUCUUGGCUGAAUCUGAAGCAGAGUCCAUUUGUUGUUUUCUCUUUCUUUUUUAAAAAAACUACAACUACUCUGCUGAAUAUUUGUUCUUUUCACAGAGGAUCAAGAGCACCUCCAGAACAUGGAAAAGUUUUUGUUGCUAGAAAGUCUGUCUUGGAGUGAGUAUGUUAAUCAGAUUGUAAAUUUCACUAGUGCCCUUGCUAAAGUUAAAGUUACCUUCAUCCAGUGGGUGGCUUAUCUCCAUAUCUUGCUUCUUCCUCCCAUUCAUUUUUAUACUGUGUAGACUGAAAGCAGGUAUUCCUAAUCUUUUUAAGUGCUCCAGUCAAUUGGCUAUUGCACAUCCCAGAUUCUAACAUGGAUAUGGCUGUUCUGUAGAAACUGAUCUACAGACCAGAAGUGUCUAUUGCUAAGCAAUCCAGCCUCCUCAUGGGUGGUCUGGUUCUCCAGUAAAGUUUGCGCCUAUCUAGUAGCAAGGGCUUCACAAUGAGCAAACAGGUGCCCUAAUAGAACCAGGCUGGUCUGUCCAUCUAGCCCAUAAUUAUCUACUCUGACUGGCAGUGGCUUUCCAAUGCUUAUUGCAGUGGCCUUUCCCAUGGCAAUUUACCCGAUCCUUUUAAACUGGAGGCUGGACCCAGGACCUCCUGGAGGCCAUCUGUCCCUGAGUUCCUCUUCCAAGGUGUAGCAAGAGCUUUAUAUGCAAAUGCAAAUAUCUAACAUUAAACUUUGGUACUGCUGCUUGAGGAGUCUGGGAGGAAGAGCAGAUACUAGUUAGAAUUAUCCAUACUUGGAACUCCAGCUCUAAGUAAACCAGUCUGCUAGAAUUGUUGCUGAAACGCACUUCAGUUUUGUCUGUUUUCCUUGGGAGCAGAAUGCCAGUUGCCCCUCCAUUCUUGAAAUCCAUCACAUUUCAGGGACACUGUCCUGCAGCACACACGCUCAAGGUCUAGGCGAGCAUUAAGAUGUGCCUUGUUCCAACUCUGGUAGAUAAGAAUGUUAUUGGUUGUUUUACUUGGCUCAGUUGAAGGUCCUAUCAGGUUGUUGUUUUGUUCCAGAAGAUGCCUACCAAGAUAUUUUGUUGAUUUGGGAACAAAAUUUCCAAUACAGUCGUACGGUGGAUCUCAAAUGCCUUGGCUCCUGAACCAAUUUGCUCCCAAACAAUCGAAACCCGGAAGUGAGCAUUCCGGUUUUCAGACUUUUUUGGAAGCUGAGCGUCUGGCACGGCUUCCGAUUGGAUGCAGGACACUCCUGCAGUCAAUCAGAAGCUGUGCCUUGGUUUUCAACUGGUUCCGGAAGUCGAACGAACUCCCAGAACGCAUUCUGUUCGAGAACCAAGGUAUGACUGUACUGGCAAUUGUUUGGGCUUUCCUGAUCCAAAACUGUUGUUUCUGCCGGCCGUUCAUUUGGGCUUCUUUCUUUCUUUCUUUCUUUCUUUCUCUCUCUUUUUAGGGUAUUUUUAUUUAGAUCUUGUUAAUAAAAUAUGGAAAACACAAACAAAUUCUCGCUGCAAAACCAGACUUCGCCAUGUUAAUCCAGAAUGUAUUUUGCAGUUUAAAUUUUAUUUCCUUCACCCCCAAUAUGUCAGUAAAACUCCAAGCCACCAUUCUUUAAGUCAGGGGCAGCCAAUAUGGUGCCCUCUAGAUCAGGCUUCCUCAACCUCGGCCCUCCAGAUGUUUUUUGGCCUACAACUCCCAUGAUCCCUAGCUAGCAGGACCAGUGGUCAGGGAUGAUGGGAAUUGUAGUCUCAAAACAUCUGGAGGGCCGAGGUUGAGGAAGCCUGCUCUAGAUGAUGCUGGACUGCAUCUCCCAUCAGCCCCAGACAACAUAGCCAGUGGUCAGAGAUGAUGGGAAUUGUAGUGUGGAGGGCACCAUGUUUGCUACUCUUACUUUAGGUGAAGGUUGUUAAUCUUUGUAUAAAAUGCAGUGGGUUUAGUGUUAACUUGUGCCAUUUCCCCACAGGCAUAGUGUUCCACAUAAAAUCCAAAAACAGUAUUGGGGAGUUCAAAAAAAUGCUUUGCAAGCUGUAAACAUGCAGCUCCCAUUUGGGAAAUUGUUAAGUUCCUCUUGACUUCCUGUUGAAUUACUUCAUUUUCCAAAUUCCCUUUUGCUAAAUAUAGAGAAUAAUUGUAUGAGCAACUGCUGAACCAAAACUUCCUAUCCUCUGGGAUGUGAGACAAGGGCACCACAGUGGGAGACAGUUUCUUGUAACCCAUGGAGCAUAAUCCACUAGGAAGUUCUCCUGUGCAAGCCCCACAUUAGAGGCUGAGGAAGAACUGCUCUUGUGCAGCUUCCAUUCAUCUGAGCAGGAGAAUUUUCCAGUGGGUUGUACUCCACAAAUAAGGGGAGUCUGUCUGUGUGCCACUUAGAUUUUCUGUCUCUCCUGCAAAGUGUUCCUCAAAACAAUGCUUGUCAAAGUAACAAUGCUAGUUACUUUGGUGGAUGUAAUGUUGAACCAUCAACCAACAGUAUAGGUUUCUCACUUCUUUUAUAUACUGCCUAGGAGAAGCCAUGACGUAAUGGUACAUUGGCCCAUGUAGGUUCAGACUUGGAUACAAUACAGUCCUGUGUUCUCCAGGGCUCCUUUGGAGGCCGGGUGGGAUUAUCAAUUUAAUAAUAAAUGAAUAAAAAGCACUGUGAACCUCUGAGAUCCUAGUAUUUACAUAGCAUGGAGUGGAGAUUACAAAAGGCUUCAGUCGGUGCAAAAUUGCAGAAUGGCUGUGUGAAAUGAGGUCUAGAGCAGCUCUGUGGAGCUUCUGGCCUGUUCUGGCAUCCUAAUUUGACCCGCAAGGCCACCUUCCUCAAACUGGGUGCACCUGUGGGACAGGUAAAGAUGUAGUUCCCUACUGAAAGCAGGUUUGCUGGCACCACCAAUCAGCUGAUUGGCAGUGUCAACGAAGUCCUGUGCCUUUGCUUAUGUGGUUUGAUUUCAAACCACGCAGGCACAGGAAACUGGGUUUGUUGGCACAGUUGACCAUUGGUGCCUGCAAUGCCUUGUCCCAGUUUUGAUUUCAAACUGUACGGGCAAAGGAAAAGACUUGCCCUGAUGUCCUGGUUAUGGCAGAUGAUUCAGAUUUGAAUGCUCCCCCCCCCAUCUGUCAGAAUGGCCCAUGCGGGUUGGGGGAACCAAAGCAUUCAGCCUGCUGGUUCGAAACAAUUCUAGAAUCUCCUUGUCCUAUACAGCUGCACUUCUUCCCACGGUUAAACCCCCCCCCCCAAUGGUGAUGGUCCUAUGUAUGCUGACAGAUGGAUUUUGUAGAAAAUAUUCAGAGAAAUUGUACACUGAGAGUGCUCCCACAUUACAUUUGAAGGUGGAAAAACUUUCAACUCCUAAAUUUAACCACUGGAAGUCCUGGACUUGCAUCUAGAUUGAGGGGAGUUUGUUGUCAAAGUGAAAUGUUCUAAUGUAUUUCAUAUACUUUUUUUCCUCAGUGAGCUAUUUGAAGUGGAACACAUCCGGACCAUAUAUCACAUGUUCAUCGCUCUCCUCAUCUUGUUCAUUCUCAGCACCCUCAUAGUAGACUUUAUUGAUGAAGGAAGGUAGGAAAACAUUGAAGGGAUCAGCUGGAGUUUGUUUUCUGUGUGUUGGACUUGAGACAUUUAAUAGAUAAGAUAAACUUUAUUCGCAUUAGCCAACGGCCAUAGCGACAUAAAACAAGCAAUAUAUGGAAAUAAAAAGACUGCAGUGGGUACAAAGGGCAAUCAAAUGACCAAGAUUAUCGUUCAGAUAGUGGCCCUUAAUCUCCUUGCACAUUUAAUAUUUGAACCAAUGAAAAUGUUUUGCUUUGUUUGGGUACAGGCAGGUGGAGGGGGUGUAGAGAGUCCUGUUGCACAAGAGGGAAUCCUUGCGGUGAUGGGCUGCUUAUUUAGAGUUGCGUUGAACCCAUCAGGCAUUCAGAUGAUGAUAGUACCUCACCCAUCUGCCUGAGUUUCCCCAGCCACUCUGAGUGGAUUACAGCACAUAGGAAAACACCAAACAUUAAAACCUUCCUGAUACGGGCUGGCCUUCAGGUGUCUUCUAAAAGUUGUAUAGUUCUUUAUCUCCUUGACCACGGAUGGGAGGGUGUUCCCCAGGGAGGGUGCCACUACCGAGAAGGCCCUCUGCCUGGUUCCCUGUGACUUCACUUCCUGCAGUGAGGCAACCACCAGAAGACCCUCGGAGGUGGACCUCAAUGUCCAGGCUGAACAAUGGGGGUAGAGAUGCUCCUUCUGAUAUUCUGGGCUGAGACCAUUUAGGGCUUUAAAGGUCAGCACCAACACUUUGAAUUGUUCUCGGAAACGUACUGGGAGCCAGUGAAGCCCCUUUAGGACCGGUGUUACAUGGUCCUGGCGUCCGCUCCCAUUCACCAGUCUAGCUGCCGCAUUCUGGAUUAGUUGUAGUUUCCGAGUCAUUGGUCAAAAUCAAGCAGCACUUAAAAUCCAAGUUCUGCAUGCAAAGUCUUGGAAGAUGUGGAGCCCUCCCAGUACUAACUGAAGGGCUGCAGGCUAUGCCACAAUAACUACAGGUUUCCCCACAUGCGUGGGCUUAUCCAAGGGGUCCUGAAUCUCUGUAGGGGUUGUAUCUGUAUCUCUGUGUUUGCUUUCUUGCUUUAGAGUGUUCUGUGCAGUAUAAAACCUUAAGGGUGUAUACUUUAGUUCAGUAUUUGUUUCAUAAGAUUUAUACAGUACACUGCCUGAUUCUAAAAGGAACCUCAAAGCGGUUUACGAAAGAUAAAACAAGAAAAUCAUUAAAAAAUCACAACCAUACUCUAAAACAUGCAAAACUUAGAAUACGAAAGCAGAUUAAAAUUACCUCAACUUUCAUUAUAGAAUUCCUUAGCUGUUUCUGAUUUUACCUGAUGGAAUAUAUAUUUUAACCCAAGUAUAUGAUUUUAACUUUCUGUGUUGUUUGAAUCUCUUUUGAAGGUUGGUGCUGGAGUUUGAUCUCCUGGUCUACGCUUUUGGCAAAUCUUCUGUCGUUUUUUCCACUUGGCUUUACAUGUUCCUGUCCACCCUGACUGUGCCCUAUGGGCUCUUCCUGCUGUGGGCCCAGGGCUACCAUAGUUCCUCCCACAAGACAAUCCGCUCCGCUUUCUUUGGGGGUCUCUUCACGAUCUUCCAGAUAUUUGGGCUUGGAGUGGGACCAGCUUACAUAGCCGUCGCCUACAAUUUACCACCAGCCUCUGCUUUCAUAGUGAUACUUGAGCAGGUGAGUUUCAUGUGGAGAGCUAGUUUCUUCUGGAUGUAGCUAAAGGUCAUUUCACAAAGCUUGAAUUAGCAAAAUGCUGCUUUAUGCCAGGAUCUGAGUCCUUAGCUAACCUGUAAUUUUGUGUACACAUUCUACUUUUGCUUCUGCCUGACUUGGGGAAAUAUUAACGGCGACAAGUUUUCAUUUUUUCCAAGAGAUUGAGCCUGAGGGUGUUAGAAAUGGUCAGAUGCAAAAAGAAACUCACCAUAAUUCUUAAGGUCUAGUAGGUACUUCUGUUUUCAGAUACACUGAUGGUUUAAACCACUAAUAACUUGCUGCAAACACCCUCUUUUUGAGCACGAUGAAGGAGAGAGUAAUGCCAGUACAACUGGAAGCAUUCUUGAAGGAUACUGAUUCUCUCGACCUCUUGCAUUCUGGGUGCUGACCUUGUUUGAGACUGAAUCUGCUUUGGUCUCCCUGCUCAGAGAAUUGUAGAGUUGGACGGGACCCCAAGGGUCAUCCAGUCCAACCCCCUCCAAUGCAGGAAUCUUAGCUAAAGCAUCCAUGACAGAUGGCCAUCCAGUGUCUGCUUUAAAGCCUUCAUGGAAAGAGAAAAAACAAGUUUAGCUCCAUAUUUGAAGAUGGCUAUCAUACCUCAUCUUACUCUCCUUUUUUCCAGGCUAAACAUACCCAGCUCCCUCAACCGUUCCUCAUAAGGCUUGGUUUCAGCACCCCGGUCAUCUUGGUUGCCCUCCUCUGCACACAUUCCAGCUUGUCAAUAUUCAUCCUAAAUUGUGGUGCCCAGAAUUGGAAACAGUAUUCCUGGUGUGGUCUGACCAAGGCAGAAUAGAGUGCUACUAUUACUUCCCUUGAUCAGGACGUUAUACUUUUGUUGAUGCAGCCUAGAAUAGCUUUUUUUGCUGCUGCCGCACACUGUUGACUCAUGUUAAGCUUGUAGUCCACCAAGACUCCUAGAUCCUUUUCACAUGUGACUCUUGGUUAUCAUACUCGGUCUCUCAGCAGCUUUUUAUACUAUUGACCAUGGUAUCCUUCUGGACCAUCUCUCCCUUAAUUGCAAGAUGUCAAGUACAUUUUAUUUGUUACUCCACUCCUUUAGGUGCGCCUCCUGAUGAAAGGCUACUCUUUAAUUAGGGAGAAUGCUCCUCGAAUACUUUCCUUUACACCACAGAAGACAAGUGAGUGACUGUUUUCUACAAUAAUUGUACAGCUGUGGGGAUGAAGGCACCCUCCCUUCUUCCUGUUCUGAGAGUUGGGUUCUGUGACAUGGAGACAAUUCAAAGACCUGUUCUAGUUUAGAAGAAUGUGUGUAUGGGCCUCCCCAUGUUUUGCAAGAUUGCCAGUACCAUGCAACUUGUCAGUCUUCUAAUGCUUAUUGGAAUAGGAGUACACAUCUUGCAAAGGAAAUAAGAGAAUCCUGGGUUUAGUGGAACAGGGGAAAGUGCUCUGACAAUAGGGGGCUUAUUUGGGGUGGGAGGGCAUUAAACCUGGGGUGGACUAGAGAUGAGGGGCUUGUCACAGACUUGCCUUAUUCAUUGUAAAAAAAAAAAGUAGAAUAAGAAUGGCAUACAAACCAUCUCAUUGGACUGAGAAAUUCUAUAAAUGUAUUACUGCUAAACUCAAGCAUUAAUGAACAGUUUGAGACCCAUAGAAAAUAGGAUGGAACCCUGUGGGUUUGUAUUUUAGUGUGUGGCAUUAUCUGGUACUAAACGACUCUCUCCCUUCUGCUUUUUCAGACACCAUCCAAGUUCCUAAAGUUUCCCAGUACCUGUAUUUCCUCUUUGCUCCCACCCUUAUUUACAGAGAUGCCUAUCCCCGGUAAUGUCAAUGUAGUUGCUCCAUUGUGACUUGGCAAUUCUUAUAGCCAUUGUGAUGGUGAGGUUGGGCUGGAUGCAUGCUUCAUAACGGAGGGCAUAACACACAGGUUGGGAACCUCAGGCCCAGGGGGCAGGUGCAGUCCUCUGCAGUGGCGUAGCAUGGUGGGGUCACAGUCACAGUUGCCCUGAGCGCAAAAUUGUUAUGGAUGCAAAAGUUUAACACUCGGGGCAGCCUCAAUAUAACUGCACAUUCUGUCGCUGGGAUCCAUUGAAAACAGCUUCUCCAUGCGAACCAGGAGGGACCUCUCUAGACCAUAGAACGACUCUUCUUAUGUCUCUUGGGCGAUGCGGAUAGUAUUAGGCAGUUGAAUGUGUUUCCCUCCCUCCCACCCAACCCCUCUGCACGGCCCCAGGCAACCCACGCUACACCACUGGCCUCUGAGCCUCUCUAUCUAUUGCAUUACCCACUUUUGCCUCCGGCCCCAUCCACCACUGGGUCUCUAACUUAACUCAUGGUCCCGAAUUUCUAUGGGUCUUCUCUGAGUAAAGGUUAGUUGAAGACAACCAUUUGUUUCUCUGAAUUUUCCCAGAGCAGGCCUAGUAGGAUCCAAAAUGCAUUGGUUCAAUGCAUAUCUCUUUUGAGCACACCAGAGCUUUUUGCUUCUGGUUCCAAUGAGUCUGACCAUUUUGGCUUUAAGAUAUUCCACUGUUCAUGGGUUUUGAUGGGAUUUUUAUAUAUAAGGUUCUAGAGUUCCUUUGUAGAAGUUGCUGUGUUAUACAGGGUUGUCUUUCUAUUUUCCAUGGUAUUCCACAUUCUCCAAUCUGUAUAUCCUAUUGCCCUCAACUACUCCUUUCCUUCUUUAUGCAAAAUAACAAACUGAUUUAAAAAAUAGUAAUGCAGCUGCACAUUUAGUAAAACAUGCCAUUUGAGCAAAAUCAUAACUAGCAAACAGACUUUCUUACAUUACAUAUUUGCUGUUCUGGAAUAGAAAUUGGAUUGUGUUUACUGCAGACUACAUCAGCUUUGCUGUUAUUUUUUAUUGCACUUAUUAAUUGCUUUCAUCAUGGAAAGUAAUUCAAAGUAAUUCAAAAUUCUCGCAAAUUAGGUUUCAGUUGAUGCCAAGCAAGCUCUUGUCUUGAAUUAGAGGUAAUGACUGUGAUUUCUUUUUCUUUUCAGAAAUCCUACAAUAAGAUGGAGCUAUGUAGCUACCAAGUUUGCACAGGUUAGAUAUUGCUCUUCCUUUUGGGAUUCCUGUGUUUCUGCAGAUAAUUAUACAGCCUUGAAAGCUGAUAAAAAUAUGUACUAGCCUACUGGAGUGCACAAGCCUGUAUUACUUAUUUUUAUUUUGGCAUUAAGAAAUAGAGACAAUGCUUUCUGAAAAUUUCUGAAUUGCAUCCUAUUCCCUUAGAUUUGGAUCACUGAAUGAAUAAUUACCCCUAAACUAAUGACAAACACACCUACCCAUUAUAAGAUAAAUAAAACAGUUUUGUUUCUCUGAAGACAGGAUGUAAUAGUUCUAAACAACAAGUCUUCCUAAACCAAUUUUUAACCAAUGUCUGUGUGCUAGUCUUCUUAUCAACCGUGAACGUCUUCCUAAGUUUAUAAAAUUAUGAACAGUGUAUAGUGUAUUUUUAUAUUGCCGAGUGGAGCAGAUCAGCUAAUUUCAAGCAAGGUCGUAUUUCUCAAAUGGAGAUGUAGUCCUUCUCUGGGCUGGGCUAGCCGUGCAGUGUCACAUAUCCUAAAAGUUCAAAGGACGAAUCUUGGAUAAAAAGAUAGUCUGUUAAUCAGUCUCUACUUGUGGAAUGAAACCGCUCCCACGGCAGCUGCUGUCAGUAAAUCAGGUGUUCCACCUGGGCCCCUCCACAUAUACACAUGCCAGCAGCGCACCUACCCAGGCCUCCCAACUGCUGGCAUGGUAAUUCUGCACAUGGUGGAGCCCACGUGGAAUGCCGUUUAUCUGAAAGAAGCACGGACUAUCGUCGUGGCACUGAAAUCUUUGGUCAGCUGUUGCCUACGGCUGCAUACACACCAGACAUUUAAAGCACUUGGCUCCUCCCACAAAGAAUCUUGGGAACUGCAGUUUAUUAAGGGUGCUGGGAAUUAGAGCUCAGGGGGGGUUUAAAGUGCAUUUCUGAAGAUUCUUUGGGGAAUGUCAUGUGCGUUAAAUGUAUGAUGUUUACUUAGCUUAGAUCUGUGCAUAUUGGUAACUGGGAUCAGCUUUCUCUCUUACGGAUUCCUCCUGUGCUACUUUUAUAAUCAGGGGCUUUUGUUUUUACUCCUGUCUAGGUCCUUGGGUCACUCUUCUAUACUUACUAUAUAUUUGUGAGACUCUGUAUACCUACAUUUCGGAACUAUAAGGAGAAUUUAAAUGUACGAGGGCUGGUCCUUUGCAUUUUCAACUCUAUUCUUCCAGGUGAGUGCUUCUGUGCCCCUUUUAAUUCUGGAAUUUUUCUAAGCAACAAAUAAAUAAUCAGAUACAGUGGUUAUAUUGGCAACAACUGGCAAAGUAUGGCCUGUUGGAUAUAUGAUCUUAGCUUUGUGGUUCCCUGACUUGUAGGGUUCCUGAAAACCUGUUACUGGGGCAAUAGCUGAAGCUGAGCGUGAAUCUCACUGUUCUGAGAGAGAACAUGGGACGUUGCCUUACACUGAUCAGACCACUGGCCCAUCUAGCUCAGGGUCGUCCACACUGACCAGGAGUGGAUCUCCAGGGUUUCCAGACAAGGAACAUUUCCUGGCUCUACCUGGAGAGGCUGCAGAUUGACCUUUUGCAUGCGCUCACUACCACUGAGCUACUGCUCUUCUCUCUGAACACCUUUUGCAGUAUGUUCCUUAGUAACAUCAGUCCUGGUAGACUGGAGAAGGUGCGAUCCUGCUUCAUCCAACUCUGCUUUUUAGUCUUGUGUUGGGGAUGCAAGCAGUUGCUAGUUUCUGAACUCAGUUCAAAGUGCUGGUUUUGACCUAUAAAUCCUCAUGUGGCUCAGGACCCCAACACCAGAAGGGCUUCCUCUCUGCUGGUGAACCAGCCUGGUCACUGCAUAAAUAUCUUAGGGAGGAGUGGAGGGUGGAACAUGGAAACGGACCCUUUUAGCGGUGGCUCCCUGCUUGUAGAACGCGGUCCCCAGGGAAGAGUGCCUGGCUCCAUCAUUGUCUGUUUUAGAUGCCAGUCAAAAAACAGACAAUGGUUCCUAAUGGGAGGGUAAUCAGUUAUUUACAUGCCCUUUCUUGGGCUCACAUUUUUCAGUAGGGUGGGUAGGAUUUGUUGCAUUUUAAUACAGUGGUACCUCUGGUUACGUACUUAAUUGGUUCUGGAGGUCUGUUCUUAACCUGAAACUGUUCUUAACCUAAAGCACCACUUUAGCUAAUGGGGCCUCCCGCUGCUGCCGCGCCGCGGCGGUGUGAUUUCAGUUCUCAUCCUGAAGCAAAGUUCUUAACCCAAGGUACUAUUUCUGGGUUAGCGGAGUCUGUAACCUGAAGCGUCUGUAACCUUAAGCAUCUGUAACCCAAGGUACCACUGUAUAUAGAUUGUUGCAUGGGCACUUCAGGUCAUGUUUUGUUACUGCUUUUAUAUUUGAUUUUAAUGUUUUUGGUCCUAUUUUUCUUAUGUAAGUUGCUUUUGAGAUACUUUGAUAUAGUGACAACUAUGUUAAAUAGUAAUAAUGUCAUUAUGAAUGAUAUUAACCUAAAAUACAUAUUUUCCUCGCUGCUCUCCAGGUGUAUUGAUGCUGUUCUUGGUCUUUUUUGCAUACCUUCACUGCUGGCUGAAUGCUUUUGCUGAGAUGCUGCGCUUUGCUGACAGAAUGUUCUACAAGGUAAUUGAUGUACAAGGCUCAUGCUAUCUCUCUCACUCAACACAACACACACAGAAGUAUUUGCUAUCAGUUUUAGAGUGUACCUUGGUUCGUGGAACCCUCCAUUUGCUAGAAAUGUCGAGAGAGAGAGAGAGAGAGAGAGAGAGAGAGAGUCAUUUGGCCAUUGAUGAGGUUUCUCCUGCCUAGAGAGGCCGAUCAGAUACCAUCAGUUUUCUGGACAACCUGUUAAUACAUUCCUUUACCUCUGGUGAAAAAGGGAGCCUGUGCCUUUUCUUCUGUUGACUUUUCUGAUUCACAAGCAUUUGUUGCUAUGUGUUGUAUUUCUGUUGCUGGGCUUUUUGCAUAGUAUUUUAACCUUGCUGUGACUUUUAAACAAAUGUAAAUGGUUUUGAGUAUGGUGUCAUUGAAGAAAAGUAUGCCCAUAAAUUAUUUAGCAGAACUCACCUGCAGCCUUCUUUUAGUGUUGGCAUAUACUGGCGCCUUUAAAUGUUCGCAAUAAAGCGUUGCUAUAUUUCUUUUGGCACCUGCUAAAAACAUUUUGCCUAUCCAGACACGUAGAAAUUGAAAUGUGUCUUAAUAUGUUUUAGCUUAUCUGCUGAUUUUCUCUGAUGUUUUAAACUUUUAUUGGCAAUUUUAAUGCCUUAUGUAUAAUGCUCAGAGGUUCUAUUUCUAGUCAAGCAGUAUAUAUAUACAUGUUGUUAAAUAAAUGAAUAAUUCCAAGGGAUCAUACAAAUGUGUGUUCUGAUCCUGCUGCUGCUUCCACUUGGGGCCAUUAAUGAUUAGUUUGAGCAGUUUAGAGGACAGUGAUAGAAAAGGCCUCUGAAUUUCAGCUACCUUCUAUAUUUCUCUUUUCUGAAUGUGGUUUGCAGGUUGCCCCCACCUACAUUGAAUUACUGUUCAUGUAGAGAAAAUGUCACAUUUGAAUUAGCUCUGAUCAUUUUGGAUCUGAGCCUUGGAGACCUAGUGUAGCUACAAAUACUGGGACACCAGUGACUGAUUCUCAGGGUGGCUGUUUGGGAAGGAGGAGGUUAGGAUUUAAUGCCUGCAAAUGAGCUCUUGGGGAAUUUCAGUUAUACAUUGCAACAGUUCACCAGAUGUUCACAGAGAUUGUAUUGCCAAUUGCUCUAAAACACUUGAGUAGCAGGAAUGCACUUGGCACUUUGAUCCUGCAGCUUUAAACACUGUCUCUAAGGUCUCUGCUCUUUUUACUUCCCUGAUCCUCUCUUGCAGGACUGGUGGAAUUCUACAUCUUAUGCAAAGUAUUACCGAACAUGGAAUGUGGUGGUGCAUGAUUGGCUGUAUUACUAUGCAUACAAAGAUUUCCUUUGGGUAAGAAACCAUCUUUUAAUGCACCCCCUUGCUUCAGCUCUAAAAGAAAGCCAUUUUUUAAAAGGAAUGGCAGAGAUCUUUACAUUUCCCCCACAAAAUGAUUUUAUUAAAGUUUUAAUGUAAAGGAGAAUUACACAACAUGUAAAAUACCUAGUCACUUUACCCAUACAGAGAUCUGACAGAAGGUGGAAAGAGAGAAGCUUGUACUUAUGCAGUCUGGUUUGUAUCCAGUAUUUGGGAAGUCACUUUUUUUUUUACCAGUCUACCACCAAUUUCACCCCUCUAUGCCGUAUCCCACACUGUUCCAGCUCUCACGUUAAGUGUUUGUGGGGCUGCAUUGAGUAGGAGGGAUCAGCAAAAAUGAGCUGCCCUGCCUUGUGCAAGUAGAAGUCCUUUUGACAGAGCAAGGGCUGGAGACAACCCUCCCUGUGCAAUAAAUGUGAAUGGGCAAUUUAAGGGUGGUUAUCACAAGCUGUUCACUGUUGUUUUUGAAAAUUGGAUAUCCUCUGAUACAUUCACCUAUCAGAGAGUCACCCUUCCCCUUGUUUGUCUGUGUCUCUCUCUCACCACCAGUUAUUUGGGAAGAAAUUCAAAGCAGUCGCUAUGCUGUCGGUCUUCACUCUUUCUGCUAUUGUGCACGAAUACAUCUUGGCCGUCUGCUUUGGUUACUUCUAUCCGGUCCUGUUCUGCCUCUUCAUGUGUUUUGGAAGUAAGUACCAAAUAUAUCUUUCAGCAGCAGCAGUUUCUGAAAAUACUGAGAGUUGGCUUUUAGCUGCCAUCUGUACUUAACGUUCUAAGGUGCAGGAGAUUUGUGUUGCAGCCUGCCCUAGCAUUUGCACCCUAAAACCCGGAAGCCUCUCAUGACCCCAGUUAAAUAGCCAUUUUCUGAGACUGAUCAUGGUCAGAGUAGGAGAGAGGUCUUUCUUCGCUUGGCCGAGGAGUAAGGACUUCUAAUGCUCCAAACUGUAAUUUGUGACUUUCUCAACGUCUCAUGAGAUGAUCAUUAACAUGCAUUUUGAGUACAUUUUAAUUUUCUUCCGUCAGUGGUUUUCAACUUCAUUCUCAAUGACCGUCGGAAAGGCCCCAUUUGGAAUGUGUUCAUGUGGAGUACGCUCUUCCUUGGUCAGGGUGUCAUACUUACCCUCUACAGCCUGGAAUGGUAUGCUUAUAAGCACUGCCCUUUGAAAAAUGUGAGUAUCCUACUUGUCAUUGGAAAUAAGAGGAACAGAGCUGAGCUGCUAUUCUGGACUAUUCAGUCAAGGCCUAAGAUGUGAAUGUGAAAUUCGAAAACCUCUUUCAGAUUUUUAGAAGGUUGCAUUCUGCCCAGAAUAGCUACCGUAGAGGUUUCUUUCUAACAGGGUCAGCAAAAAACAACAACUUUGAAACUUCCUCCAUGUCUUUUUAUAUGAAUACUGUAAAUUUAUGAGCUAGUUUCUGCCCUUCUGGAGAGAUGAAAGCCAAAGGUUCUUAGAGGGUGGAAGGGGGCAGUAAAGAAGGGAGGGAGAGGAAGGUAAUGGAAAAGAGUGAAAGGCCUUAGUGGUUUCUUCAUUCUACUUGCUGUGUUCUCUGCAUCUUUGGAUCUGCAGGGUUCAAACAAAGAGAAUUCACGACAUCUUUGCCACAUUUAAUAUGCAGUGCUCACUACCUUUCCUUAUUUAAUAUGCAGUGCCAGUUCAGCCCACAUGCAUAUGCAUAACCCCCUGGGGCUGGUUCUUGGACUGUUGAGGCCUCAUAGUAGCUGGAGCCAAGUAGGACUGUAGUUUCAGGAUUGCGGACACCUUAGCAAUUCUGCUUGACCUGGAAGACCUGCCAUUCAGAGAGUUAAAGCUCUUUGGGUGAAGCUGCCCUGAAGGGAGGUCUUAUUGGGAAGGGCAAGCCUUCACACACACACACACACACACACACCUGCACCCCACUUCUAAUUGCCUAGAUUGGCUGUUGCAAGUUGGGUGGCCGCCCAGGCUUGAGAGACAGCAAAGUAAAACAUUUAGGUUUCAUCACUGGCAUUUGUUCACAUGGCUAACGGAUAACUCUACAGAAGUGAAAGUGCCCAGCAUUUCCUGCCUAACAUUACUGUUCCUCUUGUGUUUUAUAGCCCACUUUCCUUGACUAUGUGAAACCGCGUUCCUGGACUUGCAAUCUUAAGUUCUGA